AUGUCGACCUCGUCACCCACCCCGCGUGCCGGACCUUCGCGCUCCUCGGCGCGCAAGCGUCCCUUGGCAGACGCUUACAGCCCCUCACCCGCUGCGUGGAUCGAUGACACCGAAGAGCGCAUGCCUCUCUACGACGAGGCCGACGACGACUCGGCCGACGAGUACGUGCCCGAGUCCGCCACUGGAAAAAAGUCGGGCGCCCGCACCAAAACCACAACGCCAAAGCGCAGCGUCCAAAGGUCCGUCCGAACACCUCGGGCCGCUGCCGAAAGCGACUCGGACUCGGACUCGGAGUCAGGCUCCUCCUCGGGCUCUACAUCCGAGUCCGGAUCCUCCGAAGAUGACAGCACCGACGACGACGAUGACCACGACGACAACAGUUCCAGCGACCAGAACGGCCCGCCCCGACGCCGCCAACCGGCGGGCAGGGGCGGACGCGGUUCCAUCGGCAUCGAUCCUGCGCUCCUCGAUCCAUUGGGCCUGACCCUUGAUGGCAACACCGAGGCCACGGAUCAAGACGUCGACUUCGAGAGCGAGAGCUUCGCUCGCCUCGUCAGCUCCCUCCAGGACACCUCGAGACAGACAGGCGCACUACGCAAGACCUGGGACACGUCCAUCGAGCAGGAGACUGCCGAGUUCGAGGCCGAGCUCCGCGCCGCCGCUGGAUUCAACAAGAAGAAGCGCGUGAAGCGCACGUUCAAAGAGGCGAACCUCUCGCUCGAGGUGAGGGACCUCAUCGCGCAGGCCACCAUGCUUUACGUCGACCACUUCCUCCUGGAGGCAAUGGACAAGCUCGAGGAGAUCGUUCGCAUCGAUCCCACCGCCCUUCAGGCCUGGCAUAUGCUCGGUAUCAUCCACGCAGAGCUCGGCGACGAGGAAAAGGCCAUCCAGGCCAGAAUCGUCGGCGCACAUCUCCAACCGCGGGCCAUGGCAGAAUGGAGGGACCUCGCCUACCGCUCCUACCAUAUCGGCCUCGUCCGCCAGGCUGUCUUUUGCCUGUCGCAGGCCAUCAGGCUCGAUCGGACCGACGUCAACAGCAUCUGGGACCGCGCCACCAUGCUGCGCGACCUCGGCGACGCAAAGGCUGCCGCUAACGGCUUCUUCGACUUGCUCAAGCUGCUGCCGCACGACGCAUCCGUCGUUCGCGAGCUGGUGCCGGUCCUCGUCGGCCUGAAGAGCUACGGCCGUGCCAUUGCCGUGAUGGAGGAAUUCCUCGAGCACAGCAAGGCGACCUAUCCCGAUCCUACCGUGCUCGACGACGACCCGGACGCACCAGUCAACCAGUUCAACGUCGCGGAAAUCGUCACGCUCGCCGACCUCCUCCUGAUGGACCGGAAGCCUGUCGAGACGAUUGCCGUGGUCCGCCAGACGGUCCGCUGGCUCCAUGGCCGGGCGUCCGAAACCUUCUGGGACGCCGUCGAUGACGACCGCGAGUUUGACGAGGACCGCAACGACGAGUUUUCCCAGAGUCGCCAGCAGGGCGGGUACGGAAGGAUGGUCGAGAUGGCGCCCCCUCACCCGAUCGAUCCCGAGAUCCGCCUGCGACUCGGCAAGGCGCGCAUGAUGAUCAACGACGUCGACGAGGCGAUGCGUCACUUUGAGCUGCUGAUCGAGGCGGGACCGGAAGACGCGCCCAACAUCCUCAAGGAUGUCGCCGACUGCCUCUUCGAGAACAAGCUUUGGGAUGCGGCGCUUGAUGUGUACCAGGAGCUCGUCUCGGCCGCCCUUACGGUCAUCGACGACAUCGAGAUCCACGCCAAGCUGGCGGCCUGCUCGCAUGCGUUGGGCAGGCUCGAUUCCGCCGCCCAGUACUACGAGGCCCUGAUCGAACAUGCUUCGGACAACCUCGAGUGGCAGAUGGCCCUGGCCGAGGUGUACGAGGAGAUGGGCGAGCGGGACAAGUCGCUCGAGACGCUCCGCACCGUCGUGCGCGUGCUCCAGGCGCAGAAGCAGGCAGAGGCGGCCGAGCAGGGAAGGGACCAGGAUGGCGAUGCCGCAAUGGCGGCCGAGGCAGCCGUCGGCGGCACGCAGAUGUCGUUCUUUGACGAGCUCGCGCCGCAAAUCAAGCCGAGGCCGGCCGAAGGGAGGGCGCGCAUGAACUACGAUCGCGAGCAGCGGCUCAAGAUCGAGAGGAAGCGCGAAGAGGAGACGCUCCUCUGCUGGCGAAGGCUGGAGCUGCUCGAGGGCCAUGUCUUCAUCGAUGGCUUCUGGAGAACGGACGUGCCGCUGACGCUGGCCGAGGAGGACGACGGCGCCGGCCUCUACGGCUCCGGCGAAAGCGCUGCGGAGCGCCACGCCCGCUACCGGUCCACGCGGCAGUGGCUCGAGGAGGCCAGCGCCCUGGUCGAGAGUUUCCGCAAUACCAAGAAGCUGCACACGAGCAAGAAGGCGCGCAGCAAGCGGGGGACCCGUCCGAGGGGACGGCCGAGGAUCCUGCGCGCGCCGACCGGCUCGGGGAUCAGCAGGAUCCGGUCGCAGGCGCAGAAUCUCCUGUACCGGCUUCAAGACUCGAUGUUCGAAGAGGAGAUCGAGGCAGAACACACCGAGAUCGGCGCCAUGGAGACCUCGUUCCAGAAGCAGCUCGACCAGGCGCGCUUCCGCGGCAUCCCCAUCGAGGACUGGGUCGAUCUCUUCGCAAGAUACGCCAUGGUCCUGACCAAGAUUGGCGGCGAGCAGGCCAUGGUCAACGAGGUGAUGCAGGGCUUCCUCGACUGCAAUGUCGUCAAGGGCUCGUACCGGCGCACAAUGACGGUGCGCCUGGCCUGGCUCUCGUGCGCCCUAUACGCCCGCGACUACGACACCAUCUUCCGCUGCAUCCGAUGGCUCUGCCAAGAGCAUCAAUUUCACGACCAGCCGAUCCGCCUGCUGGCCUCAAUCACCAAUGCCCUUGGCCAGCAGUCGCUGUCACGCUUCGUGCACAACCCGGACGUCAAGUUCUAUCAGCGAAGGAUGAGGCAGAUCGAAGCCAUCGUCCACGGCCUGACGUGCUACUUUAGCGACAAGACCCACCACUACAUCAUCCCGCACCACAUCUUCCUCAGCUCGACGUACGACGAUGCAGGCGACAAGACGGGCGCCGAGGCGGCCGGUGAGGGCGAGGGCGAGGGCGGGAGGAGCGGUGACGACGCGCACGACGACGACGAAGACGACGACGAUGAUGAUAUGGGCAGGGACGUCGACGAAAACGGCUCGCCCCACGGCGGCGCCCACCCGCGAAGAGGCGCGGCAGCCGCAGCCGCAGCCUCUGCGACCGACGCGACCGCCGCCAUGCAGGUUCCCAAGGGCGCUGAGCCGAGCGAGGCGCUGCGCAUCCGCCUAGCCAAGCCGAGCAAGCCGAGCCCGAUCGCAGAGACGUCUUACGGCUACAUGCUGCUCGCCUCUGGCGGUUACCAGGCACCGGGAGCCUUCUUUGCAAGGGCCUUUGCGAUCCAGCAGAACGAUCCGCUCAUCUGCCUCUGCGCCGCCGUGGCAUUCGUGGGCCGCUCCACCAACCGACAGGCCGACAAUCGCCACCAUCUGUUCCUUCAGGCCCUGGCCUUUUUCCAGCUCUACAAGCGCAACCUCGGCCUGGCCGUCGACGACGAUACGUGUCAGGAGGUCGAGUACAACCACGGCCGGCUGCUGCACCACCUUGGCCUGCUCCACCUCGCCGUGCCGCACUACGAGCGCGUCCUCGCCCUCGCCUCUGCUUCGCGCGACAGGCGCCGCAUCAACGGCGGCGGCAGCGGCAGCGAUGACGAGGCCCCGGCGGUGGGAUUCGCGAUGCACCGCGAGGCCGCCUUCAACCUCUCGCUCAUCUAUACCCUCAACGGCUCGCCGCAUCUCGCCCAGGAGCUGCAUCGGCAGUGGCUGACCAUCGAGUGA
This is a messenger RNA of Pseudozyma flocculosa PF-1, 3864 nucleotides long. RefSeq lists its product as uncharacterized. The record is from RefSeq and is a predicted model, not a curated record. Gene Ontology annotation, molecular function: protein binding. Lineage: Eukaryota; Fungi; Basidiomycota; Ustilaginomycetes; Ustilaginales; Ustilaginaceae. The transcript is spliced from 3 exons. Gene Ontology annotation, cellular component: transcription factor TFIIIC complex. Bases 1 to 3864 code for a protein of 1287 amino acids. Gene Ontology annotation, biological process: transcription by RNA polymerase III.